AGGGUCGUUAGUCCGCACCCUGCACAGGCCACUUCAUCCCCAUUGUUAUGAUCUGCUGUGGUAUAAAUGCGGACUAAACCGUGUUCAUCAGGACAAACCGGGGCAUUACUUUAAAAAACUAAAACAAAAAAAAACUAAUGAUAAUUGGAAAUCUUUCUUGUUGGUUAGCAAACUUGCUUGUUGACUACGGGCUUUCGUCAGUUUUUAUUUUGCAGCUGCUCUCACAACUUCACACGCUCUCCAAUAUCCAGAAACAGCGGUGCGUGAAAAGCGCGUUUCAUUCCCAAGGACACAAGAAUGGAAGCAGGGCGUCGGAGGAACUGAGGUCUUUAGCCCUACACGCACGUGAUCUUUAGUUCUGGAUCAUCAUGGAAGUGAUUUGAAGCGCGCGCGCACGCGUGUGUGUGUGUGUGUGUGUGUGUGUGUGUGUGUUAUGAGUGAACAGUCAGCAGUGUGAUGAUAGGAGACGCGAUGACGCUGCUGUCUCUUCUGGGUCGCAUCAUGCGUUAUUUCUUGCUCCGGCCAGAGACCUUGUUCCUGCUGUGCAUCAGUCUGGCCCUAUGGAGCUACUUCUUCCACACGGACGAGGUGAAGACCAUCGUCAGGUCCAGCCGGGACGCCGUCAAGAUGGUCAAGGGCAAAGUGGCCGAGAUGAUGAUGAUGCAGGACGUGAACGGCGGCGGCCUACACGUGGUGGACGGAGAGUUCUCCAAGACGUGGGGCUUCAAGAGCCACAACGUGGCCGUGUACUCCAUCCAGGGCCGCAGAGACCACAUGGAGGACCGCUUCGAGGUGCUCACAGACCUCGCUAACAGGAGCCACCCGUCCAUAUUUGCCAUUUUUGACGGCCACGGUGGCGAGGCGGCUGCUGACUACGUGAAGGCUCACCUGCCCGAGGCUCUGAGGCAACACCUGCAGGCUUAUGAGCGCGAGAAGAAGGACAGCCCAAUCUCGUACGCCUCCAUCCUGGAGCAGCGCAUCCUCGCUGUAGACCGAGACAUGGUGGAGAAGUUCUCAGCAUCACAUGAGGAAGCGGGUACUACGUGUUUGGUGGCUUUGCUGUCUGAUCGAGAGUUGACGGUGGCGAACGUGGGUGACUCACGCGGCGUGUUGUGCGAUAAGGACGGUAACGCUGUGGCUUUAUCUCAUGACCACAAGCCCUAUCAGCUGAAAGAGCGCAAGAGGAUCAAACGUGCAGGGGGCUUCAUCAGUUUCAACGGCUCGUGGCGAGUGCAGGGUAUCCUGGCCAUGUCACGCUCGCUGGGCGACUACCCGCUGAAGAACCUCAAUGUGGUGGUGCCAGACCCUGAUGUGGUGACCUUUGACCUUGACAAACUACAGCCUGAGUUCAUGAUCCUGGCCUCAGAUGGCCUGUGGGACGCGUUCAGCAACGAGGAGGCCGUGCGUUUCGUCCGUGAACGCCUCGACGAGCCGCACUUCGGCGCCAAGAGCAUCGUGUUACAGUCAUUCUACCGCGGCUGCCCCGAUAACAUCACUGUCAUGGUGGUGAAGUUCAAAAGCACCAAGAACGGAGAAUAGUGCUUUUAUUUUUCCUGUAGAACUUUUCUAUGCGAAUAGGAAUACAUACUUCCCAAGAAUAUGAUCAAUAUUGUUUUUCCUGUGUGCCAAAUGGACGACCUUUUAAACGUUUCCAUAAGUUAACCCGACUGACUUUUAUGUGAAGGAGCAGUGCCAAUGAACUGGCAAGUGACCAUGCAUCUAUUUUUUUAUUUAAUAUAAAAAUAUAAAAUUCUGCCUGAACAUAUGAUAUGGGUCUUGAUUAAAUUACAUGGAUGCUGCUUGUGAUCUGCUAACUAAUGUGCUUGGGUUAAAACCAAUCCUGGUGAUUAAAAUGUAAUAAAGACAAUAACUGGUUUUCCUAUUUA
Ictalurus punctatus (channel catfish) is the source of this 1886-nucleotide messenger RNA. RefSeq names its product protein phosphatase, Mg2+/Mn2+ dependent, 1La (gene ppm1la). The record is from RefSeq and is a predicted model, not a curated record. Gene Ontology annotation, cellular component: cytosol; nucleus. Gene Ontology annotation, molecular function: cation binding; protein serine/threonine phosphatase activity. Gene Ontology annotation, biological process: positive regulation of canonical NF-kappaB signal transduction; negative regulation of canonical NF-kappaB signal transduction; positive regulation of canonical Wnt signaling pathway. The transcript has 4 exons. Lineage: Eukaryota; Metazoa; Chordata; Actinopteri; Siluriformes; Ictaluridae. Bases 457 to 1539 code for a protein of 360 amino acids.